Messenger RNA from Clupea harengus (Atlantic herring), 678 nucleotides. It is a transcript of the gene ndufs4, whose product is annotated as NADH:ubiquinone oxidoreductase subunit S4. The record is from RefSeq and is a predicted model, not a curated record. Gene Ontology annotation, cellular component: respiratory chain complex I. Lineage: Eukaryota; Metazoa; Chordata; Actinopteri; Clupeiformes; Clupeidae. Gene Ontology annotation, biological process: electron transport chain.
AACAAUUUUGAAACGCCUUGCUUGCCGUAGUUACAGACUAUCGUAAACAUGGCGUCCUCAAUGUCACUCCUGAAUCUAAGCCGAGCCUGUUUACUGAAUCCUGCGACCAAAGUAUUUCUAAACCCUACCAGGGCCCUCAGUACGUCGGUAUGGAGACAGGCCGAGGGCAAGGGGCAGGGUUCGCAGCUCAUCACCGUUGAUGAGAAACUGGACAUCUCCAGUAUUACCGGUGUGCCAGAAGAGCACAUUAAGACGCGUAAGGUGCGCAUCUUUGUGCCGACACGCACUGCCAUGCAGUCGGGGGCCAACAGCACCAAGAAAUGGAAGCUGGACUUCGACACCCGCGAGCGCUGGGAGAACUCACUGAUGGGCUGGUCCUCCACUGGUGACCCCUUGUCCAACAUGGGGCUCAGCUUCAGCUCCAAGGAAGAUGCCAUUGCUUUUGCAGAGAAGAAUGGUUGGAGUUACGAUAUCACGGAAAAGAGGACGGCCAAGCCAAGAGUGAAGUCAUAUGGGGCUAACUUCUCCUGGGACAAGCGGACGAGAAGGUCUACCAAGUAAACCCACACCAACUAUUUGGUUCCCUGCCUCUCUGCCCCAAUCUCACUGCUAGCAAUCAAUAGCAGUUCUGUAUUAUAAUCUUUAUUGUCAAAUAAUAAAAAGGCUCACUUAUAACCA